AUGUCUUCCGACGACGAAGGCGUGCGUCGCCCCGGCCGCACUGGCAGUCCCGCGCACAGCAAUGCCAAUGACUCUGGUGCUGAGAACCAUACUGGCGGCAACCCAAUGGAUGAAGAUGAUGAUGCUGAUCUCUUCGGCUCGGACGGAGAAGGUGGUUUAGACGAUCUCAACAAUGAUCAUCGCAGCAUAAAUGACGAGCAACUUGACUCGGGUGAUGAUGAGGGCCGCUAUGACCGACGCGAAGACCGAAUGGACGAGGCCCCCGACGAAGAACAGAUCUUCAACGUUCAGGACCUAGACCUUGCGCGCGCUCCAGUGCCAGCAACCAAUGAUGGAGAGGUCUACUCAAUGCGUGUCCCUGAUUUCCUCUCAGUGGAAGCCGAAGAAUUCAACCCUGCCACUUAUGUACCACCACCUUAUUCGCAAGCCGCUACAUCCCUGUGCUGGCGCAAGGACCCAGAAAACGACGCUCUUUUGCAGUCAAAUGCCCGCAUGAUCCGAUGGGAAGACGGCUCCGUGACCCUCCAACUUGCCUCCGCCCCUCUUGAGCAAUAUCGCAUUGCUUCCAAAUCCCUUGCACCUCUCAACAAGGCUGGCCAAUAUGACACAAAGCUUGACUCCCAUGUUUAUCUGGCUGCUGGUUUAGAGGCAGCGCAAGUAUUCCGCCUGACCUCGCACGUCACACAUGGCCUUACAAUCCUCCCUACGACCCUGGAAACAGAUGACGCUGUUCAGCGUUUGCAAGAAUCAUUGGCUGCGGCCGCCCGAGGUAGCAAGCAGACUGCCGAUGGCUCUGCACCCAUUGUUGAUACUAAAGAGGAUCCUGAAUUGGCCACGAGACGCGCCGAACUGAUGGAGAAAGAAGCUAUCAAGGCCGAGCGUCGUCGCCAGCAACUUGCUGACCGUGAGGCUGACCGCGGUCGUCGUGCCGGUGCUCCUCGUUCCCACGGCACUGGUCUCAGUGUCGGUGCUCUUGAAGAUGGUGGUCUACUAACGACUCGCCCUCGCGCCAAGCCUCGUCGGCAAAACCGCCGUGGAGAGAUCUACAGUGAUGACGAAGAGGACUACUCUCGUGGCGCUCGUAACCGCGAAGACGAAUACGACGAAGACGAUGGAUUCUUGGUUGGCAGCGACGAAGACAUUGAAGAGGAAGAGGUUGAUGAUGAAGAAGAGGAGCUCGAGGAUGAGGACAUGGACGCUGAAGGUGAAGCUGAUGAUGAAGUUGCUCCUGCAAAGGCUGCCCGAAGCAAGCCCGCCCCCAAACCCCAGGGGCGUUCUGAGACACCUCCUGCAGCCCGGAAGAAGAACCGUUAUGUGGUGGAUGACGAGGACGACGAGUAA
This is a messenger RNA of Penicillium nucicola, 1341 nucleotides long. Its product is annotated as Paf1-complex subunit LEO1. The record is from RefSeq and is a predicted model, not a curated record. Gene Ontology annotation, biological process: transcription elongation by RNA polymerase II; positive regulation of transcription elongation by RNA polymerase II. Gene Ontology annotation, cellular component: Cdc73/Paf1 complex; nucleus. NCBI's taxonomy places the organism in Eukaryota, Fungi, Ascomycota, Eurotiomycetes, Eurotiales, Aspergillaceae. Gene Ontology annotation, molecular function: RNA polymerase II C-terminal domain phosphoserine binding. Bases 1 to 1341 code for a protein of 446 amino acids. The transcript has 3 exons.